Molecule: messenger RNA, 816 nt
Organism: Strongylocentrotus purpuratus (purple sea urchin)
Lineage: Eukaryota; Metazoa; Echinodermata; Echinoidea; Camarodonta; Strongylocentrotidae
Product: adhesion G-protein coupled receptor D1-like
Exons: 7
Coding region: 1-816 (271 amino acids)
Biological process (GO): adenylate cyclase-activating G protein-coupled receptor signaling pathway; cell surface receptor signaling pathway
Cellular component (GO): membrane
Molecular function (GO): G protein-coupled receptor activity
Source: RefSeq, a predicted model, not a curated record
AUGGAAAACAAUCAGAAGGAAAUAGGAGAACGAAUGAAGGAAAGGAAGAGAGUGUGGGGGCAAGGAGUCACCAUCAGCGCAGUGGUCUUCAACAAUCUCCAUCUGACAUCAUCUUCCCAGCUUGGCGGACUCCAUGGAAACGACACGCCCACCAGCGUGGGGUCAAAGAUCAUGUCAAUCCAGGUCGAGGCGACUGACGGGUCAACGAUCACGUUCAGUGCCGAUGAUCCGAUUGAACUGGUCUUAGAACUGAACGAGGAUGCAAAUACAACAAACUCACAAUCUUUGUGUGUCUUCUGGGAGUUUCUAGAAGAUGAGGAAUCAGGAGGGGUGUGGUCAACAGUCGGUUGUUAUAGGAACCAAACCAACGGCUCGCAGAUCACCUGUCGUUGCGAUCACCUGACUAAUUUUGCUAUUCUCCUGCAAGUUAACCCAAAUCCGGUGGUAUUAUCCCUUGCACACCGAGUAACAUUGGAUAUGUUAACCUACAUUGGUUUGGCCCUAUCCAUAGCAGCUCUAGUAUGUUCACUCACCACGUUUGUUCUACUCAAGUUGAUGAAAUCUCAACGUACGAUCAUCCACACAAACUUGUGUAUAGCGUUACUAUCGGCUCAGCUCUUAUACCUGAUCGGGAUAGAAAGAACAGCUUCAUCGGAGCUGUGUACCACCAUAGCAGUGCUGCUUCACUACCUCUUCACAUCCACAUUCUUCUGGAUGCUGAUGGAAGGCAUCUACAUACUGAUGCAGGCCCGCGCGGCCUACGGGAAGGGAGGCAAGACAUGGAUGUAUAUGGUAGCUGGAUGGGGUAAGAAAUAA